Molecule: messenger RNA, 1641 nt
Organism: Cucurbita moschata (crookneck pumpkin)
Lineage: Eukaryota; Viridiplantae; Streptophyta; Magnoliopsida; Cucurbitales; Cucurbitaceae
Product: E3 ubiquitin-protein ligase MARCH2-like
Exons: 7
Coding region: 778-1527 (249 amino acids)
Molecular function (GO): zinc ion binding
Source: RefSeq, a predicted model, not a curated record
UAAAAUUUUAAUUUUAUGAGUGGAAGAAUAAGAAUUUCAAUCCCAAUUUUCGUGAGAAUAAUUCAAGAAAGUUCUCAUUUGUCUUUUUUUAUUUUUGUUUGUUGAGGAAAAUCAAUUAAAGGGGUCGGGCCUCUUUGGAUGUGGGAGUGCAUUUUGGCGCCUGAAUUGCGAAAACAAUAUCCUUGUGUUCGUUGAAGGCCAACAAAUAACGUGGAUCCUUGUACGCUUCUCUUAGUUACGUUUUUUUUUUCCCGUAAAUAAAAACUGGGUUUGUUUCGUUGUUUGUUUUUCAGUUCAUUCCGCGUCAAAUCCGUUUCAUAUGCUCACAAAACUAAUCAAUUUCAGAACCCGUUUUUGCUUUAAUUGAAAAUUUCUCUGUUCUUUUCUCUCUACUGCUUCAAGUAAAGAAUCUUCAACCCGUCAAAUCCGAGUCUCCCCAGGUACGACCCCUUUUGAUUCUAUUCGAUUUUCUUCUCGAAUUUGCUACUCUUUGCGGCUGUAACCUCGUUAGUGAUUUUGUUCUUGAUUCCUGUGUGUAAUGCAAUCGUUUCAGUAGCCUUUUGUGGCUCAGUCGUUUGGACUGAUUGAAGUUUGGUUAGGGGAGGUUUCGCUUUAAUUUGUUUGGUGGGCUUGGAUUUCUGAAAUAGGGUUUUGUGAAUCGAGGCUCGUUCGUGAUUUUCGCUUUUGUCUGGAGUGAAUUUUUAAGUUCAUUUGUGACAUAUAAUGCAAUUUUUCAAGGAUUUUGGUUGAGUUUAUUCAAGUUUGUGGACUUUCAAUAUGUUGGAUUGCCAUUUAAAUGAUUUAAAAGGCAACACCAGCGCCGAUAAGAACAAUGGAGCGGACCUUGAGAAGCAGAGGGUUGAGCUGCCGUCAGCAGCAGAUCCCUCUACCAGUGAUGUCGAUGAUCAUACACCAUUGACAAUUGUUGUGUCUAAUGGGGAACUUAAAUCAAUCUCUGAGGUUCCUCGAGAGGAAUUAUUGCCUUGUGCAGUUUCCCCCAUGAAGGAACUCUUGUCUACAACUUCUAGCUCUGAUGAGCAGUGCAGAAUUUGUCAGCAAGAAAAGGAAGAAGUCUUGAUAGAACUUGGAUGUCAUUGUCGAGGUGGUCUUGCAAAAGCUCAUCGGACUUGCAUAGAUACUUGGUUUCGUAGUAAAGGAUCAAACCGAUGUGAGAUUUGCCAGGUUGUAGCAGCGAAUGUAUCGCCUCCACAAUCACAUCAUGCUACCAACUACUGGAUUUGGAGGAUUGAUCCAACCUACAGAACCCAAGAACCUGAAAGGAGCUACUUCAGUCCAAUUUGGCUAGCUUUUGCCAUCCUCAUCGGAGGUCUGCUACUGGACAUUCUUGUAUCCAUCACCCUCGGCAUUUCGGCGUUACCUGUAAAUCUCAUCAUCGGAGUUAUUGUAGUGCUUGGACUUGGAACUGUUUUAAGACUUGCCCUGGAGUUCUUUCAUGAGUGGAAUUCAACGAGAGGAUCGCAAAGGGUGGAAUCAAAUGUCACUAUUGGGUACUUUCCAGCUAUAUAGUCUUCAAAACAACAAACAUAGUGAAAACAGGUUUUAUUCUCGUCUUUUCCGACAUGUUUUAGCUUCUUGAUUAAACAUACAAUAAAUCAGUAAAUAAGUUGAGUGAGAUUACAA